Messenger RNA from Leopardus geoffroyi (Geoffroy's cat), 2796 nucleotides. It is a transcript of the gene CNOT10, whose product is annotated as CCR4-NOT transcription complex subunit 10. The record is from RefSeq and is a predicted model, not a curated record. Gene Ontology annotation, cellular component: CCR4-NOT complex. Lineage: Eukaryota; Metazoa; Chordata; Mammalia; Carnivora; Felidae. Gene Ontology annotation, biological process: mRNA catabolic process; negative regulation of translation. Gene Ontology annotation, molecular function: protein binding. The transcript has 19 exons. Bases 284 to 2515 code for a protein of 743 amino acids.
CGGCGGCCCCCGGAAGUGGCGUGUCUGGGGAUGUCGCGGAGCGGAAGCCGAGUGUGGUGGGAGGCCGGCUGGAGACGCCGUCUCCUGUUGCUAGACGACGCGAACUAGCCUUCGUCACUUCCUCAGCCCGCCGUCUACCCACUCCCCAGGCCGGAACUCAGGGGCCCGGAGCCGCGGUGGGCACAGAGUCGUUCUCCGAGGCCCAGGACCGCGGCCCGCUCGGCAGCUGGAGUCGAGGCCACGCCACCCACCCGCGGGGAAGAACCCAAGCUGGAGUGGGAAGAUGGCUGCAGACAAGCCUGCAGAUCAGGGAGCAGAGAAACAUGAAGGGGCGAGUCAGUCCUCUGGGAUCACCGAUCAAGAGAAGGAGUUGUCCACCAGUGCUUUCCAGGCUUUCACAGCUGGAAAUUAUGAUGCCUGUCUGCAACACCUUGCCUGCCUACAAGAAGUGAACAAAGACGAUUAUAAAAUAAUUUUGAAUACAGCAGUGGCUGAGUUUUUUAAAAGUAACCAAAUGACAACAGACAGUUUGAGACAAACACUUAACCAACUGAAGAAUCAGGUCCACUCAGCUGUCGAAGAAAUGGAUGGCUUAGACGACGUGGAGAACAGCAUGUUGUAUUACAAUCAGGCAGUCUUUCUGUAUCAUCUGCGGCAGUACUCAGAGGCCAUAGCAGUUGGCGAAAAGCUCUACCAGUUCAUAGAACCUUUUGAAGAAAAAUUUGCCCAAGCAGUGUGUUUUUUGCUUGUAGACCUAUAUAUAUUAACCUAUCAAGCUGAGAAAGCUUUGCAUCUUCUUGCUGUCCUAGAAAAAAUGAUUUCACAGGGUAACAAUAACAAAAAUGGGAAGAAUGAGACUGGUAACAACACUAACAAAGACGGAUCUAAUCAUAAAGCUGAAAGUGGAGCCCUAAUAGAAGCUGCAAAAUCAAAGAUACAUCAGUAUAAAGUAAGAGCUUAUAUCCAAAUGAAGUCCCUGAAAGCAUGCAAAAGGGAAAUCAAGUCGGUCAUGAACACAGCUGGAAAUUCUGCCCCCUCUCUGUUUCUUAAAAGCAAUUUUGAGUACUUAAGAGGCAAUUAUCGAAAAGCUGUGAAGCUGUUAAAUAGUUCAAACAUUGCUGAGCAUCCAGGAUUCAUGAAAACAGGUGAAUGCUUGAGAUGCAUGUUCUGGAAUAAUCUUGGUUGUAUCCAUUUUGCCAUGAGCAAGCACAAUUUGGGAAUUUUCUACUUUAAAAAGGCCCUCCAGGAGAACGACAGUGUUUGUGCACAGCUCAGUGCAGGCAGCACUGAUCCAGGCAAAAAGUUUUCAGGAAGACCCAUGUGUACAUUACUAACCAACAAGAGGUACGAGUUGCUGUAUAACUGUGGAAUUCAGCUUCUUCACAUCGGAAGACCUCUUGCUGCCUUUGAGUGUCUGAUUGAAGCUGUUCAGGUUUAUCACGCAAAUCCCCGCCUCUGGCUACGGCUGGCCGAAUGCUGCAUUGCUGCCAACAAGGGGACUGCUGAACAAGAAACUAAAGGCCUUCCAAGUAAGAAAGGAAUUGUACAGUCUAUUGUUGGUCAAGGCUAUCAUCGUAAAAUAGUUCUGGCAUCACAGUCCAUACAGAAUACUGUAUAUAACGAUGGACAGUCUUCAGCCAUUCCUGUAGCCAGCAUGGAGUUUGCAGCCAUCUGUCUCCGAAACGCCUUGCUGCUCUUACCGGAAGAACAGCAAGAUCCGAAGCAGGAAAAUGGGUCUAAAAAUAGUAACCAAUUAGGUGGGAACACGGAGAGCAGCGAAAGCGGCGAAACUUGCAGCAGUAAAAGCCAUGAUGGAGAUAAAUUCAUUCCAGCUCCACCUUCCUCUCCAUUGAGAAAACAGGAAUUAGAAAACUUAAAAUGCUCCAUACUUGCCUGCAGUGCUUACGUGGCUCUGGCUUUAGGUGAUAACCUUAUGGCUUUGAAUCACGCAGAUAAACUUCUUCAGCAGCCCAAGCUGUCAGGAUCCCUGAAGUUUUUGGGCCAUUUAUAUGCUGCAGAAGCCCUCAUCUCUCUGGACAGGAUAUCUGAUGCCAUUACUCACUUGAACCCCGAGAAUGUCACUGAUGUUUCCUUGGGCAUCUCUUCAAAUGAACAGGACCAAGGAUCGGACAAAGGUGAAAAUGAAGCAAUGGAAUCCUCUGGGAAGCGUGCCCCCCAGUGCUACCCCAGUUCCGUCACCUCUGCCAGGACCGUGAUGCUGUUCAAUCUCGGCAGCGCCUACUGUCUGCGGAGCGAAUACGACAAGGCUCGGAAGUGUCUGCACCAGGCGGCUUCAAUGAUCCAUCCUAAGGAGGUGCCCCCUGAAGCCAUCUUACUGGCAGUCUACCUAGAGCUGCAAAAUGGUAACACCCAGCUGGCCUUACAGAUCAUCAAAAGGAAUCAGCUGCUUCCUGCGGUGAAAACACUGUCUGAGAUGAGAAAGAAGCCAGUGUUCCAGCCCGUCCACCCGGUCCAGCCCAUCCAAAUGCCGGCUUUCACUGCACACAGAAAGUGACAUUUUUGCUCUCAGAAAACUGUUACUUGAGACCAGGGGGGUACUUACAGGCCUUCUCAGUUGUAUCACGGCAGAACGAAUAAAAGAAAGAUGGUGAAAGGUGCUAGUUUUGAAGACACGCUUUUGAAACGAUUCUCACCCCUGGUUUUCUUUUUGCAGGAAGCUUAGUUAAAAUUAAGGGUUCACAAACUCAUUUUCAUCUGUUUUUCUUUAGUCUUAAACUGCGAGCCAUUAUGUGAUGUAUCUGUGUCAUAGGCAAUUAAAACACGGUCUUACCAGAA